CAGUUCUCUCUGAGGAACAAUUAAGGUGUCUUCUGGAUGAAUGCACACUCACACGAAAGUCCAUGAAUAGACUUCCUUCAGAAAGAGAAAAGGAAGACAUUGAGGAUAUAACACCUGAGGUCCCUCAUCUUUCCAGAUCUAUCCUCUCUGAGCUCCUAAAUGGAUUAGAAACAAAGGUCGAAAGCACAGAGGUUAAAGAUGCAGAUAUACCCGAGAAUGCGGAAUGUGAGACAAGUAGAGGCCACUAUCUCACCAAAGCCUUGACUGGGCAUUACAUGUCCCAGGCUCUUGUCAUCGAAGCAGAGAAUUUGAAAUGCCUCCAAUUUUCUGAGGACGAGGUUAUUACUGACACAAAAGACUACUUUAUGUCAAAGACUCUUGGCAUUGGAAGACUGAAAAGGCCCUCUUUCUUGGAUGAUCCAUCGGAUGGCAUCAAUGUGAGCCUUUCAUCUGAAGACCAACAUCUGAAAGUCAGCCCUCCAGAGAAACCAGAAACGGGUGAACAGGAGACUGAAGAUGUGACGGAAGAAUGGAAAGAAUCUUAAGCAAAGACUUGCUGGGUGUGCUUUUAAGAAAGUUGGUAAAUUCAAUUACAUAAUUUUUUUCUGAAUUCAUAUAUUCAGUGACUGCAUUUAUAGGGACCAUUCCUCAAAUAAUGAUUUUAAUAUUUGGAUUUUCUCUACCUGGAUUCUAUUUCUUUGAUAUUUUUGAGACUUGGGAUACAAUUGGUCAGUGGUUUUUUUUUUCCAUUGAAAUUCCUGGUAAAAUUGUGUUUUAUUGCCAAUUUUGUAACAUCAGGGAUACAUUAUAGAAACCAACAUUUUAUGUAUGUGCGUGCUAUGUUAAAACUAGUUGAAGUGCUAUGAUGACUUUAUGUUUGAUUUUAUGUGUUACAACUUCAUUGGGAUUCAGACAGAUUUAAUCACUAUGAAUUCUUACUUGGGCCCUGAUUUUUCCAGCUUUCCUCCUCUCUAAUGCUUGGUGGCAAGUACAACGCACCACAGGAAAAAAAUGAAUUUUCUCAACAAAGCAAUGUUAGCAUAGACUUUGCUUUCUUUUCUUUUUUCUUUUCUUUUUUUUUAAAGAUUUUAUUUAUUUAUUUGACAGAGAGAGUUAGAGCAGGAACACAAGCAGGGGGAGCAGAAGAGGGAGAAACAGGCUUCCCACCGAGCAGGGAGCCCGAUGCAGGGCUUGAUCCCACAACCCUGGGAUCAUGACCGGAGCUGAAGGCAGACGCUUAAUGGCUGAGCCACCCAGGCGCCCCUAGACUUUGCUUUCUUAUUGGCAAUGCUACUUGGCUUAAACAGGAGUUUAAACAAUUACCUGAUUUUUUAAAAAUUUAUUUGAUAGAGAACGAGAGAGAGAGAGGGAGAGAGCACAAGGAGGCAGAGAGGCAGGUAGAGAGGCAGGCAGAGGGAGAGGGAGAGGCAGGCUUCCUGCUGAGCAGGGAGCCUGACGCGGGACUCGGUCCCAGGACCCUGGGACCAUGACCCGAGCCGAAGAGACGCUCAACUGACUGAGCCACCCAGGUGCCCCUGAAUUACUUGAUUUUUAUUAUCAGUUAUCAUUUUUCAGAAUGCAGCAACUAUAUCAUCCUGUU
Messenger RNA from Mirounga angustirostris (Northern elephant seal), 1600 nucleotides. RefSeq names its product fibrous sheath-interacting protein 1-like. The transcript is spliced from 2 exons. The record is from RefSeq and is a predicted model, not a curated record. Bases 63 to 545 code for a protein of 160 amino acids. Lineage: Eukaryota; Metazoa; Chordata; Mammalia; Carnivora; Phocidae.